UAACGUAAUGCACCUUAACAUCAAUGGUCUGAGCUUCCCUGAACUGUUUUUGGUUUUUUCUUGACAAAAAUUCUUGGGGCGUGGGGGAGUUUUUAUGAGGCUGUGGUCUCUUAGGAAAAAGCACACUGUUCCUUUUCUGCUGGGGCGCGAGGAAAAAGUUGACAGUAUCUAUUUGUGUGGUUCUUGUUCUUUUGUACUCUCUCUCUCUCUCUGCCCUCCCGCCCCCUCGUGUUGAUAAUGGGCACUGCUAAGUGUUCUCGUCUCCUUUUCUCCAUCUAGCUAUAUGUUGAUGUGUGACCGUCUGUAAACGGUGGAAGAUUUGGCUGGGGCGCGUUUUAUGGGUGAUUAGAGUUUUUUUUUUUUUUUUUUAAACUUUUCUUGCUAACUUGGUGAAUUUGAUUGAGGAGGGCUGCUUUAACGGUAAUCUUUGAGGCGUGUUUAUAUGAUCUAGAGGCGUUUCAUAAUCUAGAGAGGAGAGAGAGAGUGCCCUCUUUAGCAGAUGGGUGCUAAUAUUGUUGCGGCUAUGAUGUGGUCUUGAUUCGAAAUGGCGGCGGUGAAAGAAAUUGUUGGGAUUCCGUGGAUCAAAUCCUUGUGCAGUUCUGUAUGUGUUUGUGUAUAUACUGGGAUUCUUUUACUUGUACUGAUAGGUGGAUAGUUAUGGAGGGCUCCCACGAGUCUGGGUGGCAGAGGUCUGAUAGUUCUAGGGGGUUGAAUUCUUCAUCAUUCUUGGACAGGAAUCGCGGAGUUCGCCGUGCAAGCACUGUCAGGUCGUCAGAUAACAAUACAUCCCAUGAUUCUGGCUUGAUAUCUGUAAGAAAAGGGAGGGAAAGAACUCCGGGCCCACAUAUAAACAACCACAGAACUCAGGUUGAGGGCAUUGGGGAAGGUGGCACAGCGGGAAGACUCCUUGUCCAGCCAGUGGAACGCAGAGAUGUUAGCUUGAGACAGUGGUUGGAUAAUCCAGAAAGGAAAGUUGAUGCCCUCGAAUGCAUUCACAUAUUUUCUCAAAUUGUAGAUAUAGUUAACCGCACACAUUCUCAGGGAAUUGUUGUUCACAAUGUUCGUCCCUCGUGCUUCAUCAUGUCCUCAUUCAACCGCGUCUCUUUCAUAGAGUCUGCUUCUUGCUCAGAUUCAGGUUCGGAUUCUCAGGAGCAUGAAUCAAACAGCCAGACGGCUGAGUUUACGGGCUCGGCUUCACGUUUGCCUUGUGAUUCACAUUUGCGCCAGAACUCUGGAACUCAGUUAGAUUCCCAUGGUUCUCGACUCAUAAGGACAACAGUUAAUGCAACUUCACAGAUGAACUCUGAGGCCAGUUGCUUGCAAUCAUGCUCGGGUCAGGCUAUGCAUGCCUCUGAAGCGACUGGCAAUGAUAGAGCAGAAGACAAGCAGCAUUCUUUUCCUAUGAAACAAAUAUUGCUCUUGGAAUCCAAUUGGUACAGCAGUCCGGAAGAGGUUUCCGGUGGUCCUAGCUCUUAUGCAUCCGACAUUUAUCAACUUGGUGUCUUACUCUUUGAGCUAUUUUGCACUUUCGGUUCACUGGAAGAGAAAAUCACAACUAUGGCAAGUUUGAGACAUCGUGUGCUCCCUCCACAGAUGCUUCUUAAGUGGCCUAAACAAGCUUCAUUUUGCUUAUGGUUGCUACAUCCGGAGCCAAGUAGCCGGCCUAAAAUGAGUGAGCUAUUGCAAAGUGAGUUUUUGAAUGAACCAAGAGAUGACAUAGAAGAACGAGAAGCUGCUAUAGAGCUUCGAGAAAAGAUAGAGGAGCAGGAGUUGUUGCUGGAAUUUCUUCUGCUGCUGCAGCAAAGAAAACAGGUUGCCGCAGAUAGCUUGAAGGAGACGGUAUCCGUUAUAUCUUCUGACAUAGAAGAAGUGACAGAGCGGCAGGGAGCUCUCAGGAGAAAAGGAGGCUCAAGCUUGGAUUCGGACAAGAACUCAGCUUCAGCCCCCAAUUCAAUGAACACAAUGGACGAUGAUGAUUCUGGUAGUUCAGGGUCCAGAAAGCGAAUUAGGCAGGGUUUGUAUAUCAAUAAGCCAGAUGAACCUAACGAACAUAGAGAUGAAUAUCAGACGUUAGAGAUGUCUGCUACAAAUCAAGGAAGUGUUCUCUCCAAAAGUUCUCGGCUGAUGAAGAACUUCCGGAAAUUGGAAGCUGCUUAUUUUUUGACAAGACGCGGAGCUGUUAAAUCCACAUGCCGAACAUUGGCCAGACCCUCUCCAAUCAGUAGUGAUGGUAGAGGAUCUAUUGUAGCAACCGAAAGAAGUUCUAUCAGCAACCCAUCAUCAAAAGAGCGGUAUACUGAGCUUAGGCGAGUUGGUUGGGUAGAUACCUUCCUAGAAGGGAUAUGCAAGUAUCUAUCUUUUAGUCAGCUCAAAGUGAAGGCAGACUUAAAGCAGGGAGAUCUUUUAAAUUCAUCCAACCUAGUAUGCUCCCUUAGUUUUGACCGUGAUGGGGAGUUUUUUGCAACUGCCGGCGUAAACAAGAAGAUCAAAGUUUUUGAGUAUAAUUCAAUCUUAAAUGAAGAACGUGAUAUUCAUUAUCCUGUGGUUGAAAUGUCAAGUAGAUCAAAGCUAAGCAGCAUUUGUUGGAAUAGCUACAUUAAAAGCCAAAUUGCUUCGAGUAACUUUGAAGGUGUGGUGCAGGUUUGGGACGUUACGAGAAGUCAAAUUUUCAAGGAAAUGAGAGAACAUGAACGGCGUGUGUGGUCUAUUGACUUUUCAGUGGCAGAUCCAACAAUGCUGGCCAGUGGGAGCGAUGAUGGUUCCGUUAAGCUAUGGAAUAUCAAUCAGGGAGUAAGUGUUGGCACCAUCAAGACAAAGGCCAAUGUCUGCUGUGUUCAGUUCCCCACAGAUUCUGGCCGUUCUCUUGCAUUUGGCUCCGCGGAGAAUAGGAUAUAUUACUAUGAUCUUCGUAACUCAAAAAUGCCUUUAUGUACUCUAGUUGGGCAUAACAGGACAGUGAGCUACGUGAAGUUUAUUGAUUCAACAACUCUUGUGUCGGCAUCAACAGAUAACACAUUAAAGCUAUGGGAUUUGACAAUGAGCACAUCAAGAGUUCUUGAUUCUCCUCUCCAGUCAUUUACAGGCCACCUGAAUGUAAAGAACUUUGUUGGCUUGUCUGUAUCUGAUGGUUACAUUGCAACCGGCUCAGAAACAAAUGAGGUUGUUGUUUACCACAAGGCUUUCCCCAUGCCCGUUCUCUCGUUCAAAUUCAAUAGAACCGGUGAUGAAGUGGACGAGACUGCACAGUUCAUCUCAUCCGUGUGUUGGCGUGGACAGUCUCCCGCCUUAGUUGCUGCAAACUCUGUAGGAAAUAUUAAGCUUUUGGAGAUGGCUUAAUUUGGUGAAGUACUAUCCAGAGUAAUUCACGACCGACUUGUUAUCGCCCCAAACAAAUUUUUGCCUUAGUUUGUAGCGGAGAUAUUUUAAUUUGAAGAAUGAGAUUCAUCUUUUGUACAAGUAUAUUGUAGAUAAAUAUUAGGAGAAAAGCGGAUCCAUCGAGAUUGAGAUGCGUGAAGGUGUUAUACAUUGAUUUUUCUUUGUAUAUGCUGUAAUUUUUACAGUUCUGUGCAUAUUUGGAUUGAUCUGAUGUCUGUUAUACC
Molecule: messenger RNA, 3599 nt
Organism: Sesamum indicum (sesame)
Lineage: Eukaryota; Viridiplantae; Streptophyta; Magnoliopsida; Lamiales; Pedaliaceae
Source: RefSeq, a predicted model, not a curated record